CAAUGCAUACAUCAAAUUCCUCAAAGGAAGUGGAGCGAAAAUGUUGCUCGAAUAUGUUAAAGAUAUGCCUAAAGUAGGAUCAAAGUUAAAAGUUCAAAUUAAUUCUAUUCUUAGUACACUAUUAUUCACAUGGAUUGUGGAACUAAUCUUUCCGGUUAUGCUAACAUAUCUCGUGUAUGAGAAGCAACAGAAGCUUAAAAUUAUGAUGAAGAUGCAUGGUUUGAAAGAUGGUCCUUACUGGAUGAUAAAUUAUGCUUACUUCUUCGGUCUAUCAGCUGUCUAUAUGAUAUUGUUUGUCAUUUUUGGCUCCUUGAUAGGUUUGCGUUUGUUUACAAAAAAUGACUAUAGCAUUCAGUUUGUUUUCUACUUAAUACACAUAAAUGUGCAGAUUGUACUUGCAUUUUUCGCGUCAUCCUUCUUUUCUUCUGUCAAAAUAGCCACAGUGGUUGGUUACAUCUAUGUAUUUGGUUCUGGUUUACUAGGGGGGUUUCUUCUGCAUUUUUUCAUUGAGGAUACAAGUUUCCCGAAGGGUUCGAUAGUAGUCAUGCAGAUGAUCCCUGGAUUUUCACUUUACCGAGGAUUAUACGAGUUUAGUGCAUUCUCUGGAAAUGAAAAUGGAACAGGUGGUAUGAAGUGGGCUAAUUUGAGUGAUCCGGUCAAUGGAAUGCGUACCAUAUUGAUUAUUAUGGUUAUCGAGUGGGCAAUACUUCUCCCAUUGGCAUUUUAUUUCGAUAAUGUUUCAUUAUUGGAUGGGAGACUUCGAAAAAGGAUGUUAGUCUUCUUUAAAUGUUUUAGAAUGCGAGCAGUAUCAUUCAAGAGAUAUAGCUUUGGGCGACUAGGAUCUAAUGUACUAGUUGAAAUGGAGAACCCUGACGCUACUCUAGAGAGAGAGGUAGUUGACCAUCUUCUGUUGGAACCUAAUUCAAACUAUGCUACUAUAUGUGAUAACCUAAAAAAGGUGUAUCAUGGAAUGGAUGGGAACCCUGACAAGCUUGCAGUUCGUGGGUUGUCCCUUGCCAUCCCAAAAGGCCAAUGUUUUGGAAUACUUGGCCCGAAUGGGGCUGGGAAAACAUCCUUCAUCAGUAUGAUGACUGGUCUCAUUCCACCCACAUCUGGUACUGCUUAUGUCCAUGGAAUGGAUAUACGGACUGAUAUGGAUGCCAUCUACACAAAUAUGGGUGUCUGCCCACAACACGACUUACUUUGGGAAACAUUAACGGGAAAAGAGCAUCUGUUAUUUUAUGGGAGACUAAAGAAUCUUAAAGGUGUUGAAUUACUGAAGGCAAUUGAUUAUUCUCUGAAGAGUGUUAAUCUAUUCCAUGGCGGUAUCGGCGAUAAGCAAGUGAGAAAGUAUAGUGGGGGCAUGAAACGAAGGCUAAGUGUCGCAAUCUCUUUGAUUGGGGAUCCCAAAGUUGUUUUCAUGGACGAGCCAAGCACUGGACUAGAUCCAGCCUCAAGAAAUAAACUGUGGAGUGUUGUGAAGGAGGCAAAGAAAAACCGAGCCAUUAUUCUUACAACACAUUCAAUGGAGGAGGCAGAGAUAGUAUGUGAUAGACUCGGUAUUUUUGUUAAUGGUGGUUUCCGAUGCAUUGCAAAUCCAAAAGAGCUAAAAGCUAGAUAUGGGGGCACCUACAUCUUCACAAUGACAACAUCUUUGGAACAUGAACAAGAGGUUGCCCAGCUGGUUCACCGUUUGUCGCCAAGUGCAAAAAGGAUAUAUCACAUAUCUGGAACACAAAAAUUUGAGCUAGCAAAGCAGGAGGUGAAGAUAGCAAACGUUUUUCAUGAAGUUGAGAGUGCCAAAUGUCGUUUCAAUAUACACGCUUGGGGCCUCACUGACACAACUUUGGAGGAUGUCUUCAUCAAGGUUGCCAAGGGAGCAUGAGUUUUCACUGUGAAUGCUUAGAUAUCCAAUUUAUAAGUGAUUAUUGCUUCAAUUUAUUGAGAAUAAACAAUUUAUAAUGCCCGUAUGAAAUUCCCUAUGAUUCUGGCUUAGCAUGGCUUGAUAAAUCAAU
Messenger RNA from Aegilops tauschii subsp. strangulata, 2015 nucleotides. Its product is annotated as ABC transporter A family member 8. Gene Ontology annotation, cellular component: membrane; intracellular membrane-bounded organelle. The record is from RefSeq and is a predicted model, not a curated record. Lineage: Eukaryota; Viridiplantae; Streptophyta; Magnoliopsida; Poales; Poaceae. Gene Ontology annotation, molecular function: lipid carrier activity; ATP hydrolysis activity; ATP binding. Gene Ontology annotation, biological process: transmembrane transport; lipid transport.